Messenger RNA from Dentiscutata erythropus, 1432 nucleotides. The record is from the annotation of a GenBank genome assembly. NCBI's taxonomy places the organism in Eukaryota, Fungi, Glomeromycota, Glomeromycetes, Diversisporales, Gigasporaceae.
AUGAGUCUUAGGACACUUUUUACAAAAAAUCAAUUACCUUUUACACUUAAUUAUAAGAGGAAUCCUCUUAUUUUUACUCAAUGGAAUAAAUUUUACAGCACAAGUGCCGUAUGUUUAGAUCGAAUCCAUGAACCCACCUCUAGUGGACCUCUAUCUGGAAUUAGGGUUGUGGAUCUUACACGUGUAUUAGCUGGACCUUAUUGCACCAUGAUACUGGGAGAUUUGGGCGCUGAAGUAAUAAAGAUUGAAAAUCCUAAAGUUGGUGAUGAUACUCGUACAUGGGGACCACCUUGGGCAACAAAUAAAGAUUCCAAAGAUCUUUCAACACCAGAAAGUGCAUACUUUUUGUCAGUUAAUAGAAACAAGAAAUCUAUUACUGUAAAUUUAAAAUCACCAGAUGGAAUAUAUAUAAUUAAAGAAUUGAUUAAGAAGAGUGACAUAUUAGUGGAAAAUUAUAUUCCUGGGAAGUUGGAUAAGAUGGGAUUAGGUUUCGAUGAAUUGAAUAAAAUUAAUCCGCAGCUAAUUUACGCUUCAAUAACUGGCUAUGGUCAAACAGGCCCUUAUUCAAAGCAUGCUGGAUAUGAUGUAGUAAUAGAGGCAGAGGCAGGUUUAAUGUAUAUUACAGGUGAAGAGGACAGACCACCUGCAAAGGUCGGUGUAGCUAUAACAGAUUUAACAACAGGACUCUAUACACAUGGAGCGAUUAUGGCAGCACUUUUAUCAAGAAGUAAAACAAAUCUUGGUCAAAGAAUAGAUUGUUCACUUAUUGAAUCUCAAGUUGCAUCAUUAGUGAAUAUUGCUAGCAAUUAUCUCAUUUCUAAUCAAGAAGCUAAACGAAUGGGUACAUCACAUCCAUCUAUUGUUCCAUAUCAAGUAUUUCCAACAAAAAAUGGUUUUAUUAUGAUUGGAGCUGGAAAUGAUAAACAAUUUAAAAUUUUGUGUCAUACAAUUGACAAAGUUGAAUUCUUGAAUGAUUCAAGAUUUACUACAAAUUCUGAUCGUGUACUUCAUCGUAAAGAAUUAAUUUCACUUUUAGAACAAAGAUUCAAGGAUGAAACUACAGAGCAUUGGUUAUCAUUAUUGUUUGAUAAAGAAAUUCCUUUUGCACCAAUUAAUAAUAUUCAACAAACUUUUGAACAUCCUCAAAUUCUUGCACGUGAAAUGAUACAGGAAGUUGAUCAUCCUAAAGCUGGCAAGAUCAAAUUAACAGGUAUUCCUGUUAAGUAUAGUAGAGAAAAAUUAAAAGUAAGAUUACCACCUCCGACACUUGGGCAACAUACUCAUGAAAUUUUAUCAAAUUUAUUACAUUAUACUAAUCAUAAAAUAGAUGAUUUAAAAGCAAAUGUUUCCUCAGGAAUGACAAAACUGUUACAAUUAAAAUUUAUCCUAACAUAUUUCAAUUCAUCAUUUAAGACACCCGAGACUCGAGAAU